GGUUAACCAGAUAAUUCGUCUAGGGGUGGGAAUAGAAAACUGUCAGAAGUUAUUCUGUCGUCUUUUUUUGCGCUUGCCCGCCUUCAAUGAGUUGAAUUCAUUCAUAGCAGGACUCAGAAUGGAGGACACAUCGCAACAAGAGAAACAAGAGUUGGAAUAUAAAAAUCCAAAUGAAGAGGAAGGUGGGAUCCGUCGCCGAUUGCGAGACAGGGACCUUCUCAGGAAGAGAAAGGCCGAAGCAGAAGAGAAGGAAACUAACCAGUGGGUUUUUGGGGUGGAGAGCCAACGGAAAAGAUCAAGAGCUGAGGACAAGAGCGGUGCGAAGAAGAGAGGGAGGCCCAGGAAGACUGAACCCACACCGCAGCUGUCUGCUGUUCAGGAAGAAGUCGAAGCACUUAAGGAAACUCCUGCAGUAGUGGUGGUACCCGAACCCGCUGUGGUCAUUCAGGACCAAAUAACCAGCUCUCUGCCUCCGCUGUUUGGGCUGGAAUCACAACCAGCUUCAGUCCUUGCUGCUCCUGCUCCUGCAGCAGUGUUCGAGUCUGUGCAGAAUUCAGCUCCUGCUCCAACUCUGGCUUUUGCUGCUCCAGUUCCCGUCCAAGAUUCAGCUCCUGCUCCAGAUGCUGUCUUAGUCCCAGCUCAGUCCCUAGACUCUGUUCCAGCUGUAACUCCUGCUCCUCCCUCAGCUCCUCCCCAAGUGGAGACCCUCUAUACAGAGUCACAAAGCAAGGAGGCCCCAGGCCAGGUCCUGAUUGAGGACUUAGGCCCAGAUGAGGAGGAGGACGUCUCUCCAUUGCAAGGCAACAAACGUGCUAAUGAAGAUUUGAGUGAAACACUUUCGAUCAACGUGCCUGAACAAAAUAACGUGUACUCAGUUCCAACUGUCUCUGCUCAGCCUAUGGCUCAGGAAUAUUUUCCAGGAAAUUAAUUGCAACAUUUUUUUUUUCUGAAAUGCACUGUUAAGAUAUUGCUUUAUACAUGCAAAGCCUCGUCACAGUUUGUAUCUGAGUAUUUUUCUUCUUCUUUUUUUGUGUAGUGUGCACACACAAGAUGAGGCAAGUCAUUGCUUAUUUGAAAGAUGUAUGAAUUCAAACCAAAGCUGUAUGCUUAUUUAUUUUGGUUGUGCUUCACUGCAAAGCUUAUGAUCUUUUUUUUAUAUACUUUCAAUUUAGUAUGCAACCAGUUUUGCUGGCCUUUAUUUAAAAGUUAAGGGUAUAAAUCGCUGGUAAUUAUGUAUUCAGAAUUGUGGAUUUAUUUUUACAGAAUUUUGUAAAAGUUACUAUUCGUCUAAUAAAAGUCACUUCUGCAUCAUUUAACAGCAGUCGUUAUUAUAGGAGUCAUCAGCUGUAAAAUACAUCCACACGCAAAUACAUGAGUGAUAUGAAUUAGAAUUAACUCUCUUUUCAUUAAAUGAAAUAAUUAUGUAA
Messenger RNA from Oreochromis niloticus (Nile tilapia), 1427 nucleotides. It is a transcript of the gene hemgn, whose product is annotated as hemogen. The transcript has 4 exons. Lineage: Eukaryota; Metazoa; Chordata; Actinopteri; Cichliformes; Cichlidae. The record is from RefSeq and is a predicted model, not a curated record. Bases 119 to 928 code for a protein of 269 amino acids.